Messenger RNA from Cordyceps fumosorosea ARSEF 2679, 1089 nucleotides. RefSeq names its product ser/Thr protein phosphatase. The record is from RefSeq and is a predicted model, not a curated record. Gene Ontology annotation, molecular function: hydrolase activity. Bases 1 to 1089 code for a protein of 362 amino acids. Lineage: Eukaryota; Fungi; Ascomycota; Sordariomycetes; Hypocreales; Cordycipitaceae. The transcript is spliced from 3 exons.
AUGGCGACAACAGAUGGGACGAAACGUCGGCCCGCUCGCCGCACCCGCAUAGUUUGCAUAUCAGAUACGCAUAACUCUACUGUUAAGCUCCCGCCAGGUGAUAUUCUCAUCCAUGCGGGCGACAUUACCAACCAAGGCAGCUACUCAGAGCUCUCAAAAGCGGUCAAAUGGCUGGAAGGACUACCAUAUGAAGCCAAGAUUAUCGUAGCCGGUAACCAUGAUAUUACGCUCGAUGCCGACUUUUAUGCUAGGCACGGUAACGAGUUCCACAACAAGAAGCCAGAAUCCCACGAAGAGUGCCUAGCGCUUCUGAAGAACUCGCCGGCGCUGACUUAUCUGCGCCAUGAGACGGUCACCGUCCGACUGUCGUCGCCCACCGGGCCGCGAACCGAGUUGUCCAUCUUCGGGUCACCGCUCGCGCCAGCUUUUCACCACUGGGCAUUCUAUUACCCACCAUACUAUCAAACGUCGCGCUCGCACGAUGAACCUUGUCCGGAAUCCGUUGGUCUAGAUGACAAGCACUUCGUCUCGCCGUGGGACGACAUUCCGGCGCGCGCCGAUGUUGUGGUGACUCACACCCCGCCGCGCGGCCAUUGCGACGACCGCGGCGGUGUCGACCGUCCAGCAGGGUGCGAGGCUCUCCGCCGCGCCCUGUGGCGUGUGAGGCCACGGCUGGCCGUCUGCGGACACAUGCACGAGGGCCGGGGUGUGUCGCGUGUGCGUUGGGAUUUGUACCGAGCAUACGGGGAGUUAGACGACGGCGACGGUGCGGCACCUCCGUGGCAGGACCCGGGCGCUGGGAUCAACAAUAAGAUCAGCCUUGUUGAUCUCACGACGAAGAAGGCGAUUCGACCGCUAGAUAAUGACGGGCUAUGGUGUGAGCGAGGCAGCGGCACUACUGCGUCGUCUGUCGGGGGCGGUGGCGGGCAGGCUCUCGACGACGCGAAAGCACCCGGCUGGCACGGGCGAAGAGAGACGUGUGUUGUCAAUGCGGCGAUCUUGAAGAGCAAGUUUCCGCACGCUGGCGGGAAGCAGUUUUAUAAGCCCAUCGUGGUGGAUCUCGAUCUUCCAGUCGUGGACGAGAGCUGA